Molecule: messenger RNA, 720 nt
Organism: Nakaseomyces glabratus
Lineage: Eukaryota; Fungi; Ascomycota; Saccharomycetes; Saccharomycetales; Saccharomycetaceae
Source: RefSeq, a predicted model, not a curated record
AUGCUUAGUGAAACAAUAUCAAAAGAAAAUCAGAAAAUUCUCAGCUCGAUAGUGUUUAAACUGUUUAAAUCUAUCUCUGAACCGUUGUUGGAAUUUUUAAAGGAUGCUAUGGAGUCAUUGAUUCUCUUACAUACUAAUGAAUCCCAAUAUCCAAUAUUCACGCUUAGAAGCCAUGUAAUAUUGAAAUUAAUUUCCUUACAUGAGAAGAUCAACAAAAUCACUAAGAACUUUAGCAACUGCGAAAAUUAUGAAAAGUUGAUGAGAUUGAUUUCACAAACCCAUAAAAAUCUAAUCUCGAUUGUCAGCUUACUAUCAGAUCAAUUAAGUCAAUACCACAUCAGAGAAGAGUUCUCUAAUUCCAUCUCUGUGAUAUUCCAACAAAUCUCAUCGAUCUUCAAGUCAUUUAAUAUGUUUGAUGACAUUGUAAACCAACUAUAUUAUCAUGCCACGGCCACCGGCGGUUCUGAUGGUAGUCUGUUUUAUGUCACGGACCCUUUACUAAUGGACAUAACACAGUUCAAUCAAUUCAACGACACUCUUAAAAAUGAGAUAAUAAUGGCAUCAUCAGGUUUUAAAGAAUAUCUCCUUAUUGAACUAAAUGUAUUCCAGCUCUCAAAAGAGAAACUGCUGAACCAUUCUAUGGAUACUGCCAUAACUGGCGAUCCUAAAUUCAAGGAUUUCCUUGCCAAACGGAGGCAAAGGCUGAACAUUCCAAAUUAA